Molecule: messenger RNA, 2632 nt
Organism: Nezara viridula (southern green stink bug)
Lineage: Eukaryota; Metazoa; Arthropoda; Insecta; Hemiptera; Pentatomidae
Source: the annotation of a GenBank genome assembly
AAACAUUACAAAGUUUGAAUGCGUUUUGUCUACGAUGUACUUUCGGUGUUGUAAAUAGAAUUGUCAUUCCUAUGUGAUUAUUUCAGUAGUUAUUUAAAAUGGAGAGCCCACUUAAUAAUGCCAGAAAGGGAACCAAUGGUUAUGAUUUCUUGAAAAAACAAAACAAUGAAUCAAAUUACAUAUCAAAUAUUGUUGAUCAGUGUUUUAAUAAAAAAUUUUCGUUCGAGAUCAGUGAAAUUUGGGAACUGCCUCUCAAGAGUCAAGAAAAUAAUGCUUUAGAUGAAGAAUUUGAUAAAAAAACUUAUGAAAGGUGGCAGAUUGAUGAAUUAGAAGAAUUGAAGUAUAAAUUAAAUGGUGUGAAAAGUAAGCUCAAUUCUUAUAACUUUGGAGAUUGGCAUAAACACACAAGAUCAAGAAAUCCUGCUGGAUUUGUUAUGAGAGAUUUGAAGAAUUUUGAAAUAGAAUUACUCACCCAGGCUUGGUGUAAAUUUUUUGAGUUGCUUAAUGUUUAUAACAUUGUACCUGCAAAUAACAAGAAAACCUUCAGGUCAUUCCAUUUAUGUGAAGCCCCUGGAGCGUUUAUAUGCUCUUUGAACCAUUUCUUGAAAUUGAAUUAUCCAAGCUUAGAGUGGCGGUGGUGUGCGAGUACAUUAAACCCAUAUCAUGAAGGCAAUAGCCUGGAUGAAAUGAUUAAUGAUGACCGAUUUAUAUCAAAAACAUUAAAAAAUUGGUGGUUUGGAGAGGAUUACACUGGAAAUUUGCGUCAUCCGUGCAAUUUAGAUAAUUUGAAGAAAUUUGCUUCAACGUUGGGACCAAUACAUCUUGUCACCGCAGAUGGAAGUAUCGACUGCUGUAAGAACCCAGGUGAUCAGGAGACUUAUGUUUUACCCUUGCAUUAUGCUGAAAUGGUUGCAGCUCUGAAUAUUCUUUCUCCUGGUGGCAAUUUUGUUAUAAAAAUAUUUACAAUUUAUGAAUGCGAAACGAUCUGCCUUCUCUAUCUUCUUUGUUGUGUUUUCAAACAUGUUUCGGUUCACAAACCUGUUGUGAGCAAGGAAGGGAAUUCAGAAGUGUACGUUAUCUGCUUGGAUUACGGUGGAAAAGAUAAGUGCCAAAGUAUUUUGGACAGUGCUGACUAUUACGGCAGGUUUCCAAACGUCCUAUUCAGGAAAGAAGAUCUUCCCAAGUCAUUUAUUGAACAAAUUAUCAAAUGUUCCAAAUUUUUUACUGACACUCAGAUAUCAAUUAUAGAGGGAAAUAUUAACUCAUAUCAAUCCGAACUUAGCAAGAAAAAGAAAGUAUCGUUGUGGAAAGUUAGAACUAAAGUUGCAGAAAAAUUUUUGCAAUCAUUUAAUAUUUAUCCUUUGAUAGAUCCUUCGGAAUAUGUGCUCGGAGGCCUUUAUCUAUCGAAUCCUUUACAACUGGACCAAAAGAAUGAAGAUGGCUCUUUUGAAGACAGAAUUGAAUCAAUACAACCCGCAAAAAGAUCACUCCUCUUAAAUUACCAAAGAAGCUUAGAACCGUUACAGAUGGCAUGGGAUUGGUCUUUUAUAUAUUGGAUUAAAAGUUGGACUUGCAAGGAAAAUAAUGCGUCUGAUUUUACUAUUAUAAAAGGUCAACCUAUUAGUUCAAUAAGAAGUUCCAAAUUCUGCAAGGGAAGCUUGUUGAAGGUGGUCAACGAUCUGCAGAACUACCAAGUACCUGAGCUCUUUUUGCAUAAUGAUAGUACCUCUUUGGCUAAAUUAAAUGAAGAACUCUCUUCAUUAAAUUUGGAAUAUUUAAUCUGCAAUGUAGGUAACAAUUCAUGGUUAUCCAACUACCACAAGGCUCAGCGUGAAUGCUUGAAAUCCUUAAUCUGCCAUCUGAGGGAUAUCAAACGAACCAUGUCAUUUGUUUUGACGGGGCUUCCUCUUCUGACGCAAUUCAAUAUCGGCCUACUCUAUGCUUUAGGACUAUCAUUUAGCGAGGUUGGCAUAAUUUCUCCUGAAAUCGGUUAUGCAGUCAUCUUUAAGAAUCUGUUGAAUUUUGAAUUUAUGAAGAAAUUACAGGAGCUCAAUGAGAAUUUAAACAUAUCGGAAUCAGGCAUACUGUCUAUUUGCCCGAUAUCUCGAUUUCUUGAAGGUGAAUUAUACAGCUGUAUAACAACAUGUAAUCAUUUAGUAAUAAAGAAAUCAGCACUUGAAACAAUCAAAACCUUACUUGAAGGUAUGCCACAGUCGGAUGCAGUUGAGAACUAAACCAUGAACUAUUGAUGUCAAGUUUUCAACACAUUGAAGAGGGAAAACAAUCAACAUUUGUUCACCAUCAUCUGUUAAUUAAGUUAUUGUUAUAUUAUGAUUUCAAUUUCAAAGAACAAUUUUAAGUUUUGAUCUCUGCAGUUUUGUUUUUAGUACUUUGAAUUGAAACCUCUAAUCGAACAAAUCAAGCAUUUUACCUGCCUCCUAUGAACAUUUGUUAAAGAAACUUUAGUUUAAUUUUGUUCUUGAACCUUCUUAAUUAAUAUUUUUCAUUUAAUUCAUUACUAGAAAAAUAAAUUUCAAUAAUAAUUAUAACUUUAAGUAUAUAUUUUAAAAAAUUGUUGUUACUCCUUGCAGUCAAUAUAUUACUUUUAUUAGUUGUUUUUUUUUUUAAAUCA